GCAGCAGCAGCAGCAGCAGCGGUCGCAGCCCUAAACACAGCAGCAGCAGCAGCAGAAGCGAAGCAGAAGCCGCAGCAACAGUACCAGAAGUCGCUCCUUAGGCAGAGCAUGAGCGCAGCCACUCACUCUCCAAUGGUUCAGAUGGCGACCAGCAAUAGCGGCAACGGCGGGGAGCGAGACCCCUUGCCCCCCGGCUGGGAAAUUAAAAUCGAUCCACAGACCGGUUGGCCAUUCUUCGUAGAUCACAACAACCGGACCACUACAUGGAACGACCCACGCGUCACCCCCGAGGGGCACAAAGAAAGUCAGUCAUCAGCCAAUGGCCCAUCUGAGGAGAGUCCCAAGUUGCCUCCUGCUAGGGAGGGCACCCUCGUGUAUCCCCAGCUUCGUGCUGGCUACAUACCCAUUCCAGUUCUCCACGAAGGAUCUGAAAACCGGCAGCAGCACCCGUUCUACUCCUACCAUCAGCCUGGGAUACAGCGAGUGAAAGCAAAAACAACCCCUCUGAGAUCUCAGUCACCAUUAAGGUCCUUUUCCCCAUCAGAAUCCACCCUCAGAAGCUCAUCUGAACCUACACAGACAGAAAAACAGUGUGGAAAGGCAACAACAGCUGCAGCAGCUCCAGCCUCUCAAGGACUUGAGAGAUCCCAGUCUCCAGCUGCUUCAGACUCUUCCUCUUCCUCCUCCUCCUCUGGUCUCCCUCCAUCAGCUGCCAGGAGCACCAAGGGAAGCCACCAGCUUCCCCGAGGCUAUAUACCUAUUCCUGUGAUCCAUGAGCAAAAUCUCCCCAGGCAGCCAGCACAGGCUUAUCAUCAGGCCCAGAAGACUCACUAUCCAGCUUCCCAGGGAGUAGAAUACCAGUCCCAACAGCCAACAUACAGAGUCCAUGCUGAUGACCGGGAACCCAGGGCCGUCCAUGCACAGUCCCCAUUCAAAGUGGUUGCCAGGGGCACAUCCAGCCGGGAAGGAUCUCCAUGCAGAGCUAAUGCAUCUGUACUUUCCUCAUCUCCUGCCCGAGGACACACAGUCAUUGACAGCCCCCAGGCUUCUCAUCUGCCAGGGGUCCGCCAAGAGUCAUCCCCGGUACCCCAGCCUGAAAACAAGCCAGAAAAUAAGUCAAGCCCUGCUGGACCAGAUCUCUCUUCAGGCUACAUCCCAAUUCAAGUUAUUCACAAGGAGGCCGAAUCUAAACCAGUUUCCCAGAAGCCUCCACCUCCUUCUGAGAAGGUUGAAGUGAAGGUCCCUUCUGCUCCAGUUCCCAGCCCCUCUCCCAUUCCCUGCCCUCCUGCCCCUAGCUCUUCCAAGAAUGUAGAUGCCGAAGAGAAGCCACCCUCCCCCAUUCCGUCUUCUCCUGAACCAGCACCACAGAAGCCAGCUGAUAUGGAAGCAGGCCCCAAGCAUCCUGGUGUGAUGAAAGUGGAAGCAAUUCUGGAGAAGGUCCAAGGGCUCGAGCAGGCUGUGAAUUCAUUUGAAGGAAAGAAGACAGACAAAAAAUAUUUGAUGAUUGAAGAGUAUUUGACCAAAGAGCUUCUGGCCUUGGAUUCAGUGGACCCUGAAGGACGUGCUGAUGUGCGUCAGGCCAGGAGGGAUGGUGUAAGAAAGGUCCAGCAGAUUUUGGAAAAACUUGAGCAGAAAGCUGAAGAUGUCCCGGGUCAAGUUCAAGUUUACGAACUCCAGCCAAGCUCCCAAGAAAAUGUUAAGCCCCUGCAGGAAACCAUGGCAGUCAGUGCCACAGCAGUAGACAAAAGCAAGAAGAGUACAAGGAAUGAAAAUGUCCAAAGAGAGUCCAGAACAGAGGUACAGCAGCCCAAAACCCAAGAGGCAGUAGACACCAGUACAAGCACAAGCACAUUGCGUAAUCCAGCAGAACCAUAGCCACCUAUCUGUUCUAAAUAAAAAACUAACUUGGACUUGGGAACUUGACCCUGUGUGCUUAAAGAAAAUUUAAGUUGCAUGCAUUUCAGGAAUUUUGCAGCCACUGGUUUAUACUAAACAUAGCAGCUUUGGGGGGCACAGUAACAGCUUGGGCCAGGGUAGCAGUAGUAGGGAUAAGUACUGGUGGAACCUAAACACCAAAAGGGCUAGAAUGAAAAUGACGCUUUUCUUCUGUAUUCUUCUCUUGUAUAAAUAAAGAAGCUGCUUGUUGUUUCAAAAGGUUAGUCCCCAUACUUGAGUCAUUCUGGUGCCCUCCGUGUACAAGGGCAUGCUAUGUUAAUCUGUGUGCAUAUAGUCUUCCCACAUUGCUUCCUUGGUGGAAGGGAGCUAGGGGAAGAAAUCAAUGUACUGCCACUCAAGAAUAACCAACUUCAACUUUCAACAAGAUUUUUUCUUUCUCUUUUCACCAUUGGAUACUUUAAGUCAUGGCAGAUAGCAGAAAGUAUGUAAGAAACUGUAGUGUUAUUUAUAUGUGUGGACAACUUUCGAUGCUCAAUUUUAAGAAUGGAAAAUAAACCAAGAAUAAUAUAAUAACCA
Molecule: messenger RNA, 2472 nt
Organism: Vombatus ursinus (common wombat)
Lineage: Eukaryota; Metazoa; Chordata; Mammalia; Diprotodontia; Vombatidae
Gene: BAG3
Product: BCL2 associated athanogene 3
Exons: 4
Coding region: 109-1875 (588 amino acids)
Biological process (GO): negative regulation of striated muscle cell apoptotic process; protein stabilization; muscle cell cellular homeostasis
Cellular component (GO): cytosol; nucleus; cytoplasm
Molecular function (GO): adenyl-nucleotide exchange factor activity; protein-folding chaperone binding
Source: RefSeq, a predicted model, not a curated record